CAAAAAACUGAUAACAGUGCAAUGUUCGGACUCUUCGGGAAGAAUAAACCUGUGAAAAUUAGGAGUUAUAAUGAAAACACAAAGUACGGAGUUGCAGCGAAAGAUGUGAAGGAGCUGAUAAAGAAAGGCUGCAAGAUAUUACAGUUGCCAUCUUCUGGUGCUCAUGUCUGCUUGUAUGCGGAUGGAACAAACGUGACGGAGGAAUUCUUCCCAACUCUGUCAGACAACACUGAACUUGUCCUUCUCUCCAGAGAUCAGACAUGGAGUGGAGUUGCAUGUGACAUCGGUCAGUUACUGAGCACAGACCGGCACGCUGACAGCCUCAUUAAAGCGGCGAAGGGGCUCCUGUCGGAUGAGCAGUCUCCUAAAAGACGGAAAAUCCUGACUGACCUGCUGCUCAACCUGGAGGACAGAUCGGAGCUGGAGAGCAGAGAGGAGGAUGAAGACUGGUUCAAAGGUGUUCCUACUCGAUUCAAGACGAAGUCUGCCUACAUGAAGACUAACUGUGAGAACAGGAUACGAGGCUACAUGAAGGAGUUGGAUGGUGCUACCAAAACCAUAACGAAGGCUAAAGUCAGGGAAGAGUUUCUGAAAACAUCAAAAUGCCUGGCGGAAAUGCUGAAGACAACAAAGUACAAUGGCUGCUAUUUUGACAGGACUGAAAAGAAAGCGGAUCGCCUCUGUACUCCGGAGGGAUGGUUUACCUGCCAGGGAUCAUUUGAGCAGAAAGUGUGCCAGAGCCUCCACUCCAUCAACCCCUACGGCAGCAGAGAGAGCAGGAUUGUGUUCAGCACCUGGAAUCUGGACCACAGGAUUGAAAAGAAGAGGACGAUCAUUCCCGCCCUGCUGGAAGCUCUAGAGAAUCACAAGAGCACCGACAUCAACCUGAGCUACUUCUUCCGGAUGCUGUUUACCCGGGAAAACCUGAAGCUGGUUCACAUUGUGUGCCACAAUAAAGCUGCUCACAACCUGCAGUGUGACACUAAGAAGAUUUUUACACAAGCCGUGAACACAGGCAAAGCAAAACAAAACGUCAAAGGGAGGAAGAGGCGAUUAAAUUGUGAAUAAUUUAGUAUAUGAACUGUUAAAAUAUGAGUGACCUCUCCUUUUUACCUCUCAUUUUUUAAACCAUUUUCUGCAUUCUGAACCUGUGUUGCCUGCUGAGCUUUGUCAGACCAAAAUAAUUCCACUCAAACAAACCUUGAAAUCAUGAAAAACAUUUAUUUUUCUCCCUGUUGGCACGGUAAUGUAAAAUGCAUGAAUAGGUUACAAUGCGGCAUUCACUCAGUCAUAAAGUUGCAUAGGAGUGAAUUGCACUAGUGCAAUUACUGUUGACCUCAAAGUUAGAUGAUUAAA
This is a messenger RNA of Centropristis striata (black sea bass), 1356 nucleotides long. RefSeq names its product DNA fragmentation factor, beta polypeptide (caspase-activated DNase) (gene dffb). Gene Ontology annotation, biological process: apoptotic process; apoptotic DNA fragmentation. Gene Ontology annotation, molecular function: DNA endonuclease activity. The transcript has 7 exons. Gene Ontology annotation, cellular component: cytoplasm; nucleus. The coding region runs from base 22 to 1068 and encodes 348 amino acids. The record is from RefSeq and is a predicted model, not a curated record. Lineage: Eukaryota; Metazoa; Chordata; Actinopteri; Perciformes; Serranidae.